This is a messenger RNA of Daucus carota subsp. sativus, 576 nucleotides long. RefSeq names its product ethylene-responsive transcription factor 13-like. The record is from RefSeq and is a predicted model, not a curated record. The transcript has a single exon. Gene Ontology annotation, biological process: regulation of DNA-templated transcription; ethylene-activated signaling pathway. NCBI's taxonomy places the organism in Eukaryota, Viridiplantae, Streptophyta, Magnoliopsida, Apiales, Apiaceae. Gene Ontology annotation, molecular function: DNA binding; DNA-binding transcription factor activity. The coding region runs from base 1 to 576 and encodes 191 amino acids.
AUGACGGAAGAGAGCCUACUAGACUUCGACCUCUCUCUUCUUGAAUCCAUUCAUCAGCAACUUAUUAACGACUCUGAUUUUUCAGACAUCUUUCUACCAAUAAGCCCAUGCAGCACCCUAAACUACCACCCCACUUCAAGUUUUAGUAGCUUCUCUUCUGUGGAGAAUUGUAUUGACGAGACUUUCAAAGCCGACGAAUCUUUUCAGACGAUAAUCAAGCCGAGUGUUCAGGAGGAGGAAGAGAAGCAGGUCGAUGUAGCUGCGGAUGCAUGUGAAGAUGACAGCCACAUGCCGCCAGAACCCAGGCGUUUCCGCGGAGUCAGAAGGCGGCCUUGGGGUAAGUUUGCAGCGGAAAUAAGGAACCCGAAUAAGAAAGGAGCUAGAUUGUGGCUCGGGACGUAUGAUACUCCCCGGGAAGCGGCUCUAGCUUAUGAUCGUGCCGCGUAUGAUAUACGCGGCACGCGGGCUAUUCUUAAUUUUCCGCAUUUAAUUGGGUCUAAUUUUGAGCCGACUAGGAAGGGUAAGAGGCAAAAAUCAGUAUUGGAGCACUCGAAUAGUGUCACGAAGCCCUUUUAA